CACUCGACCAAAACACAAGCCAAGGCAAAGCUUAUGAAAGGAAUAAAAGGGUAUCAAUUCAGAUAACAAAGCUCAGAGUUUUAAGAGCUCUAUUUCAAUGGCUCCCAUGACCCUUCCUCCUGGUUUUCGCUUCCAUCCUACUGAUGAAGAGCUUGUUGCUUACUAUUUGGAUAGGAAGAUCAAUGGCCGCUCCAUCGAGCUCGAGAUCAUCCCCGAGAUCGAUCUUUACAAGUGCGAACCCUGGGAAUUACCUGAUAAGUCGUUUUUGCCGAGCAAAGAUAUGGAGUGGUACUUCUAUAGCCCUCGAGAUCGAAAGUACCCAAAUGGAUCGAGAACGAAUCGUGCAACGAGAGGUGGGUAUUGGAAAGCCACGGGAAAAGAUAGAACGGUUCAAUCGCAAAAACGAGCAAUUGGGAUGAAGAAGACAUUGGUGUAUUAUAAAGGAAGAGCUCCUCAUGGGAUCAGAACCAAUUGGGUUAUGCAUGAGUAUCGUCUUCUCGAUUCUCAACUCGCCAAUGCAACAUCGUCUCCUUCAACUAAGGAUUCUUAUGCACUGUGCCGUGUAUUCAAGAAGACAACACUAGUACCGAAAGCUAUCGGAGAAAAGGAAAUCGAGGGCAAUGCCGAAGCCCCAACAUGGCAGACGGCGGACGAGCACGAUAUGCAAGUUGACGAUAGCGGGGGACCGGAAAGCUCGAGAGGCGGGAUGGAAAGCAAUGAAGAUGUUGAUAGUUUUGGUCACUUCCUUCAUGAAUAUAACCCUAAAAUCUUCAGCUCUGAAAACUCUUCCUCCGAUCUCACACAAGGGAAUGUCGCCGACGACUUGCCGGCUCCGGUGGCCUCCGACAAUGAAGCCAAUAGUGCAGCUAAUAAUCUCUAUCCAAUUUACAUUGAUUGCCCUUCAAAUUUUAUGCAGAUUCCGAGUAAGUUUAUGGAUCACGAGAAUCUCCAUUACCAGCAUCCUUACUACCCGCCAUUGGAGCUCGAGGACUUCCCGCAGCUGAACAUAAUGGGGGAGACGAAGACGUUAAUGAAGCCCGAGUGCAUUGAUGAGUACAUGAAGUUCGACAAGUUCCGAGACUCGAUGAAUGGAACUCUAGAGGAGAUUUUGUCUCUAUGUAGUCUUCCCAUGCAAGAAGAUAAUGUCCAAAACUCUUCCUUAUUACAGUGACGUAAACCCCAUAAUAUCACAACUUACGUUUACUGUACAUUAUAAAUUUACAACAAACAUUCAAUUUACACUAAAAUUCAUCUCCAAAAUAUUUGUAGAGAGAGAGAAAGAGAUAAUUAAUUAACCAUCAUAACAUUAUAUUAA
Messenger RNA from Cucurbita pepo subsp. pepo (vegetable marrow), 1315 nucleotides. Its product is annotated as NAC domain-containing protein 54. Gene Ontology annotation, molecular function: DNA binding. Gene Ontology annotation, biological process: regulation of DNA-templated transcription. NCBI's taxonomy places the organism in Eukaryota, Viridiplantae, Streptophyta, Magnoliopsida, Cucurbitales, Cucurbitaceae. The record is from RefSeq and is a predicted model, not a curated record.